CUUUGUCAAUUUUUUGCGUAGUAUAAAUUUGACCACUCCCCCCCUCUAUAAAUCAUUUAACCAUAAUACAAACAUACUAGUAAAAUUAAUAAGGAAAAAGAGAGAAAGAGAGAGAGAGGGCGCGCGCGAGAACGAGCACUACGAUCUAACAGAAAUGGCUCCAACUCCAUCAUCUUUCUCUCAUUUAGUAAGCAAUGGAAGUAGCAUUCUUGAACAAAAUGGCAAAGAUGAAUUCCAAAAUGCAAAAACAUGGAAAACAUUGAACAAGGAUUUGAUCCCUCAAGAAACAAAGGUUUGCAGUACUCCAUUAGUUAGUGCAAUUGAAAAAGCAAUAGAAGAAAAACAUGCAACUUUCCAGUUCCCAGGACAUAACAAAGGCCUUGCAGCUCCAUCUUCGUUAACUCGACUCAUUGGUGAUUUACCCUUUCUUUAUGACUUGAGUGAAAUCGAGGAUCAAUUCACCCAACAAAGCCCCAUUCUUGAAGCUGAGAAACAAGCUGCAAAAGUGUUUGGAUCAUCACAAACUUGGUUUCUUCUUGGAGGUUCUACUUGUGGUGUUCUUGCUGCUAUUAUGGGUACUUGCAAUUCUGGGGACACUUUGAUUCUUCCUCGAAACUGUCAUAUAUCAGCAAUCUCUGCAUUGUCUUUGUGUGGAGCCACUCCCAAGUAUAUAUUUCCUGAUUAUGAUUCUCAUUGGGAUGCUGCUACUUCUGUGUCUCCAUCAGAGGUAGAGAAGGCAAUCAAGGAGUUGGAAUUAGAAGGCAAAAAACCAGCUGCAGUAUUCAUAACUUCCCCUACAUAUAAUGGGAUAUGCAGCAAUGUGAAGGAGAUAGCUACAUUGUGUCAUUCACGCGACAUUCCUUUGAUUGUAGACGAAGCUCAUGGAGGACACUUCGGAUUUCACCCACAACUUCCAAGAUCAGCCCUUCAGCAAGGUGCUGACGUGGUUGUGCAAUCAACUCACAAAGUGUUACUCUCUCUUACUCAAUCAUCAAUGUUACACGCAUCCGAAAGUUUAUUAGUAGACAAAGACAGAAUCAACAGAUGUUUACAGAUUCUUCAGAGUACUAGCCCAAGUUUCCUGCUUUUAGCUUCACUUGAUGCUACUGCAGCUGAGUUAAAGGAAAACCCAGAAGCAAUCUUUGAUAACGCGAUUCAUUUAGCAGAAGAAGCUAAACUUGAUCUGAAACACAUCCCUGGAAUCUCAGUCCUUGAUUUUCCUAAUACUGACCCUUUAAGAGUGACGGUUGGUGUUCAUGAUCUUGAUGUUUCAGGGUAUGAAGCACAAGAUUUCUUGUUCAAGGAUCAAAGGGUACUCCCUGUUUUAACUGGUUCUCGUUCUGUCACAUUUUUAUUUACUCCAGGGAGUUGUAGGGAGCAUGUUAACAGACUUGUAACAGGGUUUCAAAAUCUGUCAUCUGUUUAUCUUCUUCAGAAUACUAAGAAACAGAGAGUUAAACGCGCUGCAUUGAAACCGUUUGUUGAUAUUGAUAUGAAACUUACUCCUAGGGAAGCAUUUUUUGCCAAGAAAAAGAAGGUAGAUGUACAAGACUCCCUUGGGAAAAUAUGUGGUGAACUUAUAUGUCCAUAUCCACCUGGUGUUCCAGUAUUGAUUCCAGGUGAAGUGAUAACAGAAAAAGCUCUGAAUAUCCUGUUACAAGCUAAAGCAUAUGGUGCUAGAAUUUCAGGAGCUUCUGAUCCUCAUUUGUUGUCCAUUAUUGUGUGUGAUAUCUAAGAAGAACAAGGCAGUUAUUGUUGCUAUUUUAGCAACAUAUGGUAGGGAAUUUGAAGUAAUUAUUUUCAAUGUUGAAGAGUGUAUUGCAAUUUGCAAGCAAUGGUGCAGCAACAGCAGAUGAACAUAUUCCGGAUGAUAGAAAUCUGGAGCUUAUUAUUAAGGAAGAGAAUUUUUUUUUUCUGAUUCAUCAUGAAUUUGAAAUUGUCACCUCUUAUAGGAGGGUAUUAAGAAGAGAUAUUACAUGUUUUGUAAUAACUAUUUUUUACACAUUUUAAUUUAUGUAUUCUUGUUUGGUUAGUCAUAUGGAAUGAAGCAAUAAAGCGACUAUUUGUACAA
Messenger RNA from Spinacia oleracea (spinach), 2071 nucleotides. RefSeq lists its product as uncharacterized. Lineage: Eukaryota; Viridiplantae; Streptophyta; Magnoliopsida; Caryophyllales; Amaranthaceae. Bases 155 to 1735 code for a protein of 526 amino acids. The transcript is spliced from 3 exons. The record is from RefSeq and is a predicted model, not a curated record. Gene Ontology annotation, molecular function: catalytic activity.